AAUUUUUGAGCAAAAAUGACGGUGAAAGAGUUUUUCGGUUGUACGUUCAUUGCGUACGGACCUGCGUUUGCCCUCUUCAUCUUCACAAUCGCGAGGGAGCCGCUCAGGAUCAUCAUACUCAUCGCGGGAUGUUUUUUCUGGCUGCUGUCCUUGCUGUUCUCCUCAGUCCUGUGGAACAUCGUCUGGCCGCUGAAGGACCAGCUGGCCUUUGGGGUCGUCUUUUCCGUCCUGUUCCAGGAGGUCUUCAGAUUCUUCAUCUACAAACUGCUCAGAAAAGCAGACGAGGGUCUGCAAACGUUCAGUGACGAGCCGCCAACAGCAACAGAUAAGCAUAUGAUCGCUUAUGUUGCUGGACUUGGUUUUGGCCUGAUGAGUGGAGCGUUUUCAUUGGUCAACGUCCUCGCCAUGGCAACAGGACCAGGGACAGUCGGUAUCCAUGGCGAUACACCAUACUUUUUCCUCACAUCUGCCCUGAUGACGUCAUGUUUCAUCCUGCUGCACACCUUCUGGAACGUGAUUUUCUUCUGGGGCUGCGACAAGAGAAACAUCCCUGCUGUGGGGUUUGUGGUCGGCUUCCACAUGCUCAUCUCAUGUCUGACGUUAAUCCGCCCACUCCAGCCUGCCACCAUCAUCCCUGCGUACUGCAUCCUCCUGGUUACCAUGGCGAUAGCGUACAAACUGGUGGGGGGGUCGGUAAACAACCUGACGGCAUUCCUGACCUGCAAGCGUGCAGGGUACGCCUCCAACUAGAAUAUACUCAGUCUGUGAAAUAUUCCAGGGGGGUUCCCUGUACCGUGGUUGUAUCCAGAACCAUGCUUUAUCCAGAACCAUGUUUAGGCAGGGUUAUGGAUAGUCCAGGCAUAUCCAGAACUUUCCUUUAUCCAGAAACAAGCUCCAACUGC
Branchiostoma belcheri (Belcher's lancelet) is the source of this 902-nucleotide messenger RNA. Its product is annotated as gamma-secretase subunit Aph-1-like. Gene Ontology annotation, molecular function: protein-macromolecule adaptor activity. The coding region runs from base 16 to 750 and encodes 244 amino acids. The transcript has 6 exons. Gene Ontology annotation, biological process: protein processing; Notch receptor processing; positive regulation of catalytic activity. Gene Ontology annotation, cellular component: endoplasmic reticulum; gamma-secretase complex; membrane. The record is from RefSeq and is a predicted model, not a curated record. Lineage: Eukaryota; Metazoa; Chordata; Leptocardii; Amphioxiformes; Branchiostomatidae.